AUGUUGAGACCUCUAAGCCAGUCUUCCCUGUCCCCCUUCCCUGCUCCUCAAGGCAGCACCAAAGGCAGCUCCUCAAUAUCACUAUUUGUAAAUAGAUUGGACUCCAUGGAAUCCAUCCUGACUUAUGAAUACAAUAUCUUUGACUUCUGUGAACACUCUGGAAAGAGAAAUCCUUCCGAAAAUCUUGGACAAGUGCUAUUUGGAGAACGAAUAUCCUCAUCUCCUUAUAAGUUUUCUUUUAACAGAACAGGAACGUGUAUAAAAGUUUGUGUAAAAUCCUAUGAUAUAACAAAUGAUGACCAGAAGAAAAAGCUGGACUUUUUGAAGAAAGGAAUACAACUGAAUUAUCAACAUCACUGGAUUAUUGAUAACAUGCCAGUAAUAUGGUGUCAUAAUACUAAAGAUGGAAAAAAGUCCUGCACACCAGGAUUUCCGAUAGGAUGUUUUAUUACCCAGAGUGGCGAACCAAAACAUGCUUGCCUUAUCCACUCUGAAUUCAACAAAAGUAAUACUUACUUCCUCUUCAACCACGUUGAUAUUACUAUUACAUAUCACAGGGAAAGUGGAAGAAAUUGGGGUCCCUCAAGAUUGGUUUCUGCUCGACUUGAGCCCCAAAGCUAUAAGCAUUCAGGUGAAGGCCACCUAGCCUGUAAUGGAACCCCUAUGGAAAUUCCUCAAGAAGAUACAGAGAAGUUUAACGUAACCUACACUUACUCUGUGCGAUUUGAAGAAAACAAAAGCAUCAAAUGGGCAUCUAGAUGGGAUUAUAUUUUGGAGUCCAUGCCUCAUACCAACAUUCAGUGGUUUAGUAUUAUAAAUUCCUUUGUUAUCGUUUUCUUCUUAUCUGGCAUGGUGGCUAUGAUUAUACUGAGGACUCUCCAUAAAGAUAUUACCAAAUACAAUGAGAUGAGUUAUUCUGAAGACACACAGGAGGAAUCUGGUUGGAAGCUGCUUCAUGGGGAUAUAUUCAGACCACCAAGGAGUAGGAUGUUGUUGUCAGUAUUCCUGGGCCAAGGAACACACAUUUUAAUCAUGACGUUUAUCACCUUAGUUGUGGCGUGCCUUGGUUUCCUAUCCCCUCCCAACCGAGGCAGUUUAAUGACCUGUACCGUUGUGCUCUGGGUCCUUCUGGGAACCGUUGCCGGAUACGUGUCUGCGAGAAUGUAUAAGACACUUAAAGGUGUUCGUUGGAAGACAAACUUUUUGCUGACGGCACUAUUAUGUCCUGGUAUCGUCUUUGCCGACCUCUUUCUUAUGAACCUGAUUCUUUGGGUGGAAGGCUCAUCGGCUGCCACCUCCUUUCUUACUCUGAUAGGGAUUCUGGCAGUGUGGUUUGGAAUUUCAGUACCACUGACAUUUGUGGGGGCCUACUUUGGAAACAAGAAAACGUUUAGGUAUCCAGUUCCCACGAACCGAAUUCCCCGUCACAUUCCUCAGCAGAGUGUUUUUACGAAACCGCUGUUCGCCGUCAUGUUCGGUGGCAUUUUACCUUUUGGCUGUAUUUUCGUUCAACUCUUUUUCAUUCUGAACAGUAUUUGGUCUCAUCAGCUGUACUUCAUGUUUGGCUUCCUUUUCUUGGUCUUUAUAAUUCUCCUGAUUACGUGCUCCGAAGCUACGGUUCUGCUGUGCUAUUUCCAUUUAUGUGCUGAGGAUUAUCAUUGGUGGUGGCGAGCCUUUUUCACCAGCGGUUUCACAGCUGUUUAUCUUUUUCUGUAUGUGAUCCAUUACUUCUUCACCAAACUUCAAAUCACAGGCAUUGCAAGCACCAUUUUGUAUUUUGGGUACACGAUGGUCAUGGUCCUGAUUUUCUUCCUUGUUACAGGGACGGUUGGGUUUUUUUCCUGCUUUUUGUUUGUUAUGAAAAUCUACAGCGUGGUGAAAGUGGAUUAAAGACUGUCCCCAAAGGCCACAUGGCUUUUGAAUAUGUGCACCUACAUCUACAUGAACAUCUAGGAAGAUGUAUAGAUGUGCUUCCUAGUACGCCUUUUCAAUAAAUAUCACUUAAAAAUCU
Suricata suricatta (meerkat) is the source of this 2011-nucleotide messenger RNA. Its product is annotated as transmembrane 9 superfamily member 2-like. Gene Ontology annotation, cellular component: membrane. The coding region runs from base 1 to 1890 and encodes 629 amino acids. Lineage: Eukaryota; Metazoa; Chordata; Mammalia; Carnivora; Herpestidae. The transcript has 17 exons. Gene Ontology annotation, biological process: protein localization to membrane. The record is from RefSeq and is a predicted model, not a curated record.